Messenger RNA from Prorocentrum cordatum, 504 nucleotides. The record is from the annotation of a GenBank genome assembly. Lineage: Eukaryota; Dinophyceae; Prorocentrales; Prorocentraceae.
GGGAUGGGCUGCCGCGCCAUCCUGCGAUUUCUGCCCCUGCUGCUCGGAGCGGCCACCGUCGCCGCGGACGAGAACCGCCAGGUCCUGGUGAAGGAGGUGGUCCUGGACAGCGCCGUCGUGGACAUCGUGUACCUGGGCAAGGCCCACGAGUGCGUGCUGGUGACGACGAAGAGCAAGAAGCUCUACUUCAGCGCGGACCAGGGCCAGAGCUGGAACGAGAUCACAGACAAGGUGGACCCCUCGCCGUCGUGGUCCGUGGAGGCGGAGCGCAUCAUCGUGAACCCCGCAGACAAGUCGGUCGCGGUGCUGCAGACGAAGAUCCGGGAGACUGGCUUCCCCUACAUCUACAUCCGGGGACUCGGGGCGGACGUGGAGGAGGGCCUGGGGGAAGCACCACGGGCUCCACAGCUGGAUCUCCCACCCGACCGAGCGGUCGUGGGCGCUCGUCUCCUGGUGGAACGGCAACUGCGGCUCGGCGCCGAGGCUGAAGGGCCAGAAGGAUGA